Molecule: messenger RNA, 2062 nt
Organism: Quercus robur (English oak)
Lineage: Eukaryota; Viridiplantae; Streptophyta; Magnoliopsida; Fagales; Fagaceae
Product: pectinesterase-like
Exons: 4
Coding region: 130-1896 (588 amino acids)
Biological process (GO): cell wall modification
Molecular function (GO): pectinesterase activity; pectinesterase inhibitor activity
Source: RefSeq, a predicted model, not a curated record
CCUGGCACUAUGGCUAUAAGUCUAUAAAUAUCACCAUUCACUCACACUUAGCGGACAACACUCGUAUAUACACUAGUGACUAGUCUUUUUUCUUUAACCACUUGUUGAUUUAUCCACCAACAAAUUAAAAUGACUCACCUGAAGGAAUUCUUGGCCACAAAAUUUGAAUCCACUACCAAACACAUUUCCAUCUCCAAGAAAAAGAAGAAGCUGAUCUUGGCUCUUUUUGCCACUCUGUUGGUUGUUGCUGCAAUUAUUGGCAUUGUCGCCGGAGUUACCAAGUCCCAUAACAACAGCUCCCAUAAUGAGAUCUCAGCUGCUGCCCAUGCCAUACUCAAAAACUCAUGUAGCAGCACAUUGUACCCUGAUUUAUGUUACUCAGCUAUUGCCACUGUUCCUGGAGCCACCGCUCAAUUGGCCAGCAAAAAGGAUGUCAUAGAAAAGUCCUUGAACCUCACAACCCAAGCUGUCGAACAAAACUUCAAAGCCAUUAAAAAGCUCAUAAAAACAAAGCAUCUCACCAAGCGUGAAAAGGUUGCUCUCAAUGAUUGCCUUGAGACCAUUGAUGAAACCUUAGAUGAGCUUCACGAUGCUGUGAAAGAUCUCCACUUGUACCCAACAAAGAAAUCUUUGUCCCAACAUGCUGAUGACCUCAAAACCUUAAUAAGCUCAGCAAUUACCAACCAAGAAACUUGCCUAGACGGCUUCUCUCACGAUGGUGCUGAUAAACACGUCCGCCAGGCCUUGCUAGCUGGGCAGAUGCAUGUGGAGCAUAUGUGUAGUAAUGCGUUGGCCAUGAUCAAGAACAUGACUGAUACUGAUAUAGCCAUUCAGAGAAUGAAAAUGCAGAAUCGGAAACUGAAGGAGGAGGAUGAUAGUGUGGAUGAAAGUAUUAAGUGGCCAGAGUGGUUGUCAGCUGGGGAUAGGAGGCUUUUGCAAUCUUCUUCUUUGAUACCGAAUGUGGUGGUUGCUGCUGAUGGCAGUGGUGACUACAAGACUGUGUCGGAAGCAGUGGCUGCUGCACCAGAUAAAGGUGAAACAAGAUACAUAAUCAAGAUCAAAGCUGGUGUGUAUAGGGAAAAUGUGGAGGUGACAAAGAAGAAGAAGUUCAUCAUGUUUUUGGGAGAUGGGAGAUCUAACACCAUCAUUACGGGUAAUAAGAAUGUAGUUGAUGGAAGCACCACCUUCAAAUCUGCCACAGUGGCCGCGGUUGGAGAACGAUUUCUAGCUCGGGACUUAACCUUUGAAAACACAGCAGGUUCCUCAAAGCACCAAGCUGUAGCUCUCCGUGUAGGUUCUGACCUUUCAGCAUUUUACCAAUGUGACAUACUUGCACACCAAGACACCCUUUACGUACACUCCAACCGUCAAUUUUACGUGAACUGCCUAAUAGCAGGUACUGUUGAUUUCAUCUUUGGCAAUGCUGCAGCUGUGUUCCAAGAUUGUGACAUCCAUGCAAGACGUCCAAAUGCAGGCCAAAAGAACAUGGUCACAGCCCAAGGUCGAAUUGACCCAAAUCAAAACACUGGAAUUGUAAUCCAAAAAUGCAGGAUUGGAUCCACAAAUGAUUUGAAAUCAGUACAAAGUAGCUUCCCAACAUAUCUUGGUAGACCAUGGAAAGCACACUCUAGGACUGUUAUCAUGCAAACAUCUAUAAGUGAUGUGAUUCACCCUGAGGGAUGGCACAUUUGGGAUGGGGAGUUUGCACUCGAAACUUUGUUUUAUGGGGAGUAUCUCAACACUGGGGAUGGUGCUGGAACCUCUAGCAGGGUGAAUUGGGGUGGUUUCAAAGUGAUUGAUAAUGCUUCCGAUGCUCAAUCUUUCACUGCUGGGAACUUCAUUGCUGGAAGUAGUUGGUUAGGUUCAACUGGUUUUCCAUUCUCUCUUGGCUUAUAAAUCUUCCACAUACUAGUUAAGACUUGAGCUAGAGUCUAGUGCGGCAUUGCUCACUUGGAAAUGAAGUUGAUUAAUAAGAGUUUUUUAAAUGAAUAUUAUUGUCAUCUUCAGCACAAAGAAUUGGGGAGUUUUCAUAGAGAAAGUGAAUCUCUAAACUUCAACGCAA